Molecule: messenger RNA, 1536 nt
Organism: Penicillium daleae
Lineage: Eukaryota; Fungi; Ascomycota; Eurotiomycetes; Eurotiales; Aspergillaceae
Product: sugar porter family MFS transporter
Exons: 6
Coding region: 1-1536 (511 amino acids)
Biological process (GO): transmembrane transport; carbohydrate transport
Cellular component (GO): membrane
Molecular function (GO): carbohydrate:proton symporter activity
Source: RefSeq, a predicted model, not a curated record
AUGUAUCGGAUCUCGAAUAUCUAUGUUCUCGCUGCGUUUGGCACCAUUGGCGGUGCCCUCUUCGGCUUCGAUGUGAGUUCCAUGAGUGCCUGGAUUGGCGUCGACACGUAUACCGCGUUCUUCGACCACCCAGAUUCCAACCUUCAAGGAGGCAUUACCGCUUCCAUGUCUGCCGGCUCCUUCGCCGGGUCUAUUGCAGCAGGCUGGCUGUCCGAUAUCCUUGGUCGUCGUGGCGCACUGAUGAUCGCGUCCUUGGUCUGGAUAGUUGGAGCGAUGGUCCAAUGCAGCGCCCAAAAUAUCACACAUCUUGUUGCGGGUCGUGUUGUCAGCGGUCUCGCUGUUGGUGUCACCUCAUCACAAACCUGCGUCUACCUUUCAGAGUUGGCACCAGCUCGCAUUCGCGGUCGUGUCGUUGGUAUCCAACAGUGGGCUAUUGAAUGGGGUAUUCUAAUCAUGUACUUGAUUGCGUAUGGCUGUGCUGUUGGUGUGUCUGGACCUGCUGCGUUCCGGAUCUGCUGGGGUAUUCAGGCGGUCCCAGGCCUCAUCUUGUUUAUAGCGCUGUUCUUCUUCCCCGAGUCGCCUCGUUGGCUGGCCAGCAAGGAGCGGUGGGAAGAGGCUCUCGAAACUCUAGCCCUGAUCCACGGCAAUGGGAACCGUAAUGACCCAGUGGUGCAGGUUGAGUUUGAAGAAGUUCAGGAAGCAGCCCGAAUUGCCCAUCAGGCUAAGGAUGUCUCAUUCUUAGCAUUGUUUGGGCCUCGAAUCUGGAAGCGGACCAUGUGUGGAAUGAGCGUCCAGAUGUGGCAACAGCUACUUGGCGGCAAUGUUGCCAUGUACUACGUGGUAUACAUCUUUGAGAUGGCUGGCAUGACUGGAAAUACCACUCUCUGGUCGUCCGCUAUCCAGUACGUACUAUUUCUAGUGACAACAGGAGCCAUACUUCCGUACAUUGAUCGCGUGGGCCGUCGCAAGUUGCUUCUUAUCGGUUCAGUACUUUGCAUGGUGAUUCACUUUGUCAUUGCCGGUGUGAUGGCCAGCAAGGGUCACCCUGUUGCCAGUGUAAAUGGGAACUCCAACCUCACCUGGUCCAUCAAAGGAUCCUCUGGCAUGGCAGUGAUUGCAUUCUCAUACAUUUUCACCUCAGUUUACGGAUUUACCUGGGCCCCCACGGCAUGGAUAUACGCCUCUGAAGUCUUUCCUCUAAAGUACCGAGCGAAGGGUGUCGGUCUAUCCGCUUCAGCAAAUUGGAUCUUCAACUUUGCUUUGGCCUACUUCGUCGCACCUGCAUUCCACAACAUCCAGUGGAAGACUUACAUUAUAUUUGGAGUUUUCUGUUUUGUGAUGACUUUCCACGUUUUCUUCACCUACCCAGAGACCGCCGGUCGGUCUCUAGAGGAAAUUGAUAUGGUGUUCGAUACCGAUGUCAAGCCCUGGCGGACGAGCACGAUUCACGACAAAUUCGGAGAGGAGAUUUCCAAGCAUCAAGAGGCUGGCUCUGGGAAGGAAGGGAGUGAAGCUGCUCACGAAGAAGUUGUUUAA